ACGGUACAGUGCGUACAUGUUUGGGCGUCUGAUGUUUCAGUGUGGCUCUGCACGUGAUCGCGUACAGCGCGUUGGACGCGUCGCGCGCGCCUUUUAAUAGCCUUUCCUUUGUCCACAACUCCUACCCCCGGCUUCCCCCCCACCCACCACCAGCGAUCAGUUCGAACUCUACACUUGGAACUCCCUAUCUCUCUCUUACUCUAGUACCGAACCGACAUGCAUGCUGCUGUACGGAGUCCGAAGAGAUUGAGGACGUCGAGCGAGGAUGCUCGGCGGGGCGGACCGCCAGUGGCGCACCUCGAUGAGACUUCGCUAAACAACACUUCCACUCCCUGGACCGCGUUAACUUGCGGUCAUGCUGUAUCUAGACUACCGCUUGAUAUCCUCCACGAGAUCUUUAUGCACCUCCACCCGCUGGAUCUGCUCAACCUGGCGCGCACGAGCAAGUCCUUGCGUGAUCUUUUGAUGUCAAGAAGAAAGGCGAAGUUGAUGUGGCGCGCAUCACGGCGAAAUAUCCAAGGACUGCCGGAUUGUCCUACGUACUUGAGCGAGCCUGCAUACGCAAACCUCGCCUUCGAUCCAUAUUGCCAUAACUGUGAUCAACCUGGCGCGCAUACUGUAGUCUGGGAGUUCGCAGCCAGGUACUGCGAUCGGUGCCUGAAUUCGAACAAAGUUAUCUGGACUGAGCCGGAAGCAGAAGCAUACUUUGAACGAAUAUUCCAAAACACCCUCAACUUGAAUUGGGGUCUCUACCUGCUAUGUGUAUCACCGGACGGGCGAAAUAGACUCUAUCAGAAGGGAGGAUGUCAAGAUCUCGCUUGGCGUAUCCUAUUGCUACUUGACCGCAAGCCUGACGUCCUUGAUGCUUACUUGGUCGAUGUACAAGAUUAUGUCGACACUAUUCACAUGCGCGCAAGAGUGUGCUACAGAUGGUAUCAAAGGUUCCUAGAUGACCGUUUACGAGAUAUCAUCAACAGGCUCCGAAAAGAAGGCUGGUCCACUGACAUAACCAACAUGUCGAAAGAUAAUUUCGCUCUUCUGCGGAGCUGUCCCAACGUCAUGCUCCCCAAAUGCCUAACUGAUUAUGAGUGGCAAGAUAUCCGGGGCGAAAUCAACGCGAACAUGGAACAAUAUAGGGAGGCGCGCCUCCGAAAAGAACGAGCGGGGAUCAUUCAUACGCGCCUCCUCGACCUCCGCAGAGUCAUCUACAGAAUAGAACUUGGCAAGAAGGGGUUUCGCAUGCUCAACUUCUCGGACAUUGCCCUGAUGCCCGAGUUCCGUUCUCUGGUCGAGGCACCAAAUGAUGUCGAGGUAAAGAAGAGCGACUUCCGCCGCGCGUGUUCGCAUCUCCCCGCGAUCUCCCAGCGAUUCGACGCGAUCAGGAAAAGAAUGCUCGAGGACAUGCUUGUGCAGCGGCUAGGGCCACAAGAGAGUGCUGCGAAUCCGAACAUCUUCGAUCUCGCAAAAAUGCUUGCACGGUGGCUCGGACGACAGGGAGACUCUGCGACCGCAAACAUCCUCGAUCUUGCGGUCGCAUGGUUUCAUUGCGACCGAUGCAAGACCUACCUGCGCAGCCCCGACGUAUUCGCGCACCGCUGUCAGCGACCAUGCUACGGCGAGAGCGACCGCGAGGACUUCGAGGACCCGUACGUAUAUGACGUAGCGAAGGCUUCAACGUUCCAUGCAUGGUCGACAACAAACCUCCGCCCGAUCCUUGAGAAAGAUCUUGUCGCUUUGCGGUCCCUGAUUUUGGCAUGUGGUCUCAACCCGGAGAGAGCAACCGCGCAGGAGAUGGACGCACUCGAUGCGCGAGUUACCUGCAACGAAAUACCCGUGCCUCAUGCAAGCAAGACCAACGGAAAACUCGUCAUGAAUUGGCGUAGGGCAGUGCUGUCGCUCCAUAUAAUACGAGACUGCGACACAGUCAAAUGGGUACGCGUUUCGGAUGCCGACAAGCGCCGCAUUCUUCCUCUUGAACAGAGGGCACGUCAGGCCACACGGAAGAAAUCCAAAUACUAAAAGUCCUUCCUACGUACACUAUGCGACGAACCGUUGUCGCUCGUCACAGGGUCGCAUGGUGACCCCUUCCUUGUGGCGGACCAUUUGCCUCAGAGCGUGAACCACGUA
Molecule: messenger RNA, 2127 nt
Organism: Rhodofomes roseus
Lineage: Eukaryota; Fungi; Basidiomycota; Agaricomycetes; Polyporales; Fomitopsidaceae
Exons: 10
Coding region: 217-2019 (600 amino acids)
Molecular function (GO): protein binding
Source: RefSeq, a predicted model, not a curated record